Molecule: messenger RNA, 6442 nt
Organism: Priapulus caudatus
Lineage: Eukaryota; Metazoa; Priapulida; Priapulimorpha; Priapulimorphida; Priapulidae
Product: nascent polypeptide-associated complex subunit alpha, muscle-specific form-like
Exons: 9
Coding region: 186-5738 (1850 amino acids)
Biological process (GO): regulation of mitotic nuclear division; regulation of chromosome segregation
Cellular component (GO): chromosome; nucleus
Molecular function (GO): protein binding
Source: RefSeq, a predicted model, not a curated record
GCAUGCACCGACAAACAAGAGGUGGCGAAUGGAAUUCGUUGUUGAUUUUGAAUGGCGACCGCAAAAAUUUUGUCCUUUUCCCGAAGAUAGCGCGGAGAAUUUGAAGUACAGUAUAGAUCUAUGUUUCAUAUGCAGCAAGGGCUUCAACGUAAAAUCUCAAAAGAACGAUUACGACAGAUUUUAGGAUGCCGCUGUAUGGGAAAAUAGUUGUAAUAAAGAGAAAUGACCAGGAUGGUGCACAUUUCCCACUAACAGUACCACAGUGCUUAUUUGGGAGGAGCAAUGAAUGUGAUAUACGCAUACAGCUUCCAAAUGUCUCUAAGGAACAUUGUCGCAUUGACGUAAAUGAAAACGGCGAGAUUUCUUUGACAAAUCUCAGCCAAGUAAACCAGACUGUUCUUAAUGGGAAGUCUGUUGUUGGUGGCAUCAGGGUUUUUCAUAGGGAUGUCUUUACUGUUAUCGAUCGUUCCUUUCGGUUUGAGUUCCCUCCAGGGUCUCCCUAUCGCACAACCCCAGAUCAAGUGCCAGUGAAGAUACCAUCCACAAAAUCACCAACCCGAUCUCAACCCUUGUACUCGAAAAUGCUGACACCUAAGUCAAAGCCUACUCCGUCCCCAUCCAAGCAAGCUUUCCCUAAAAGAACACCAGUGAGGACUACACCAAAGAGCCCACUGACAACACGCAGUGAUCAAUUGAGCCAAGAUGGAAAAAUAUUGUCGCCAAAAGCAAAACCUCCAACACCUGGUGACAAGCAAUCAAGUCCCGAGAAGAAUAAGCAGAUGUCCCUGUCACCUCUACAGAAGUCAUUAUCUCGAAUCACUCCUCCCAAGUCUGAUGUUGGCGAGAAAAGGCGAAGCAGUGGUCGCAAGGCACCACAGUACAGCAGUCCUAGACAACCCCCCAAGUCUGUACCACUGAGAAAGAGCAUAAGUGAUCUCCGAAGAAGUGCUGAGACAAUUAUUGAGUCCACUGAUGAUUGUAGAAAGUCUACUAAGCAGGUGUCACCGUCACCAAACACUAAAGGGAAAACUACAGUAUCCAGUGGACAGAAACGCAAGACGGUAGAGCCUAAAUUAAAGAUUUCACCACCUACAAAGCGAACAAGGAUUUCGUUUGGUCCCAACUUAAGCCCGGAACAGUUUGACCAAGAUCUGCCACCGUCUACGCCUGUCAGACGGGGGGCACUGCCAUCUCGACGGUCAAUGCCUGUGACCUCUAAUUCUACUCCUGUCAAGAGUGGAAACCGGAACAGCCUGUCUCACAGAAUUAUCUCAGAAGAAAGUGAUGGGAAGAGUCCUGCAGUCGAUACCUCUGUCCAUAUGAUGGAAAUGUCUCCGAAAAACACUUCAAACAAAAUGAGUAGCAGUCCAAAUGCAGAGGUGGCGACUGUGAGUCCAAAACAGAAGAUGCCCAAAAAGUCUCCUGCACAAAAUCGAAGUGAAAAAAGUCCAAACUUGAAGACACCUAAAACAUCUCCUCGUCAAGUUGUUAAAGAGACUCCAGUGCAGAAGACCCCUAAUAAGAAAGCAGAUUCACCAUGUGCAGUACAAAAUACUCCAUCAAAGACACCUAAAAGGACUCCGAAGCAGAAGGCACUUAAUACACCUGUAAAUCAAGAACCGAUUAAGACCCCAAAACAGAUGACACCUAAAGUAACUGCUUCUCCAGAGCUUGCUUUGAUGAGUCCAGUGCUAAAAACAUCUACGGUAACUUCAGAACAAAAGAUACCAAAACAAAGUCCAAAACAGGAGGCACCAAAUCAAAGUCCAAAACAGAAGACACCAAAACAAACUCCAAAACAGAAGACACCGAAACAAACUCCAAAACAGAAGACCCCGAAACAAACUCCAAAAGAGAAGACACCGAAACAAACUCCAAAAAAGAUGACACCGAAACAAACUCCAAAACAGGUGACUCCAAAAAUGACUGCAUCUCCAGAGCGUGCUAGGAUAAGUCCAGCACUGAAAAUGCCUAAGGUAACACCAACACAGAAGACCCCAAAUCAAAGUCCUAAACAGAAGACAAUAAAACAAACUCCAAAACAAAAAACUCCUAAGAAAACUCCAAAGCAGGUCACACCCAAAAUGAAUACAUCUCCAGAGCUUGUUACAAUAAGUCCGAUAGCAAAAAUGCCCAAGGUAACUCCAAAACAGAAGAUUGCAGUACAGAGUCCCAAACGUACUCCAAAACAGAACACAUCCAAACGUACUCCAAAACAGAACACACCCAAACGUACUCCAAAACAGAACACACCCAAACGUACUCCAAAACAGAAGACACCCAAUAAAUCUAAGGUGAAUACUCCAAAGCCUGCUGUUAAAGAAACUACAAAAGCUUCGGUACAAAAGAAAAAAGUCGUAAUCGCUACUCCAAGGUCAGUUAGAAAAGUAAUAGGAUCAGCAAGAAAGAUGAAAACGACUCCAAAAGGAAGCACAAGAAAGACUACACAAUCAAAAGGAGUUAAAGCUAUGCCAGUGAUAUCUUGGGCUGAUGUUGUUCGUGAAGGAAUUGCUCUGAAAGGUGUAACAAAAGCUACUCACAAGAAAAAGCUUGUGAAGAAGGCUAUUGCAAGAGCAAAGCGAAAUAUUGUAGUUAAGAAGGCAUUUAUUAAUUCAGCAAAGGCUGCCAAGACACCCAGUAAGGUACGUAAGGUUCCUAAAACUCCAGAGGUAAAUAGCACAGGCCAUGCUGUGUCCCCUGAAAACAUCAUGAUACACAAGAAAGUUACCAAGACACCUAAAGUAUACAGGAAAGGUAAGAAAAAUAUGUCUGCUCCAAUGGAGAAAGCUGCUGAUAUUAGCUUUACUGGUGUCACAGAGCUAAUGAAAACACCUAAAGUUAAAAGGACACAAAUGACACCCCAGAGUCAUCCAACCACUAGUUCAGUGAAAAGGAAAUCUCCAAGAAAGUCUAUGACAGCCAUGUCUCCUGUGUCAGGACAGAUGCAGAAAAGUGGGAGAAAAUCAGUUACUCCAAAAUCGACAGGCAAAAAAUUAGUGCGGGAAAUGAUGAAAACUCCAAAACAGGUGGUUAGUCCAAAAGUUGGUGGAAUUAAAAAGCUAAUGAAAACACCUAAGUCUACUAGAAGUCCAAACUUGGCUGCUGUUAAAAGGAUGAUGAAGUCUCCAACAUUGCAAUCCAGUCCAGUGCUCAUAGGUGUCAAAGAAGUUAUGAAAACACCUAAAGAUAUUGUUAGUCCUCAAAUAACAGGUGUUAAAGAGCUUAUGAGAACUGCAAAGGUUGCAACAAGUCCACAAUUGGUGGGCAUUCGGGAGCUUAGCAGAACGCCUAAAAGAGUCGAGAGCCCAUGCUUAACGGGCAUAAGAGAGCUUAUGAAAACACCCAAGCAGCUUUCGGAAGCAGAGCUGUCAGGGAUCAGUGAUUUGAUGAAGACUCCAAGUCAGCCAGAGCCAUCUCUGAAGAGGAAGGCUAGCUCCACUACAAAGAAGCCUCCUAAAAGGCAAAAGGUUGAAACGCCUGAUGCAAAGAUUUCCCCUAAAAAACAGCCAUCAAGAGACAUGCACGACCUUGAAGCUCUAGUAACACCAGCCAGAUCACUAGUUCCUGAGUCUUCACCUCCAAAACAAACGAGCGGAGGCACGCGUGCUGCUAAAGCAACCCCAGUCAAGUCACCAGUUCCCGAGCUUUCAACUCCAAAACAGACAGGCAGGGGCAAGCAUGCUGCUAAAGCAAUAGUAACCCCAGUCAAGUCACCAGUUCCCGAGCUUUCAACUCCAAAACAGACAGGCAGGGGCAAGCAUGCUGCUAAAGCAAUAGUAACCCCAGUCAAGUCACCAGUUCCCGAGCCCUCACCUCCAAAACAAACGAGCGGAGGCAAGCGUGCUGCUAAAGCAACCCCAGUCAAGUCGCCAGUUCCCGGGCUUUCAACUCCAAAACAGACAGGCAGGGGCAAGCAUGCUGCUAAAGCAAUAGUAACCCCAGUCAAGUCACCAGUUCCCGAGCCUUCACCUCUAAAACAGACAGGCAGAGGCAAGCGUGCUGCUAAAGCAAUAGUAACCCCAGUCAAGUCAUCAGUUCCCGAGCCUUCACCUCCAAAACAGACAGGCAGAGGCAAGCGUGCUGCUAAAGCAACCCCAGUCAAGUCACCAGGUCCCGAGCCUUCAAGUCCAAAACAGACAGGCAGAGGCAAGAGUGCUGCUAAAGCAAUCCCAGUCAAGUCACCAGGUCCCGAGCCUUCAAGUCCAAAACAGACAGGCAGAGGCAAGCGUGCUGCUAAAGCAAUAGUAACCCCAGUUAAGUCACGAGUUCCCGAGCCUUCACCUCCAAAACAGACAGGCAGAGGCAAGCGUGCUGCUAAAGUAACCCCAGUCAAGUCACCAGUUCCCGAGCCUUCAACUCCAAAACAGACAGGCAGGAGAACGUGUGCUGCUAAAGCAAUAGUAAAGUCUGCCAGCUCACCACUUCCUGAGCCUUCCCCUCCGAAACAGACAGGCAAAGGGAAGCGUGCUGCUGUGAAGCCAGCCAAGUCACCAGUUCCUGAGCCUUCAACUCCAAAGCAAACAGGCAGAAGAACGCGUGCUGCUAAAGCAAUAGUAAAGUCUGCCAGCUCACCAAUUCCUGAGCCUUCACCUCCAAAACAAAAAAGCAGAGGCAAGCGUGCUGCUAAAGCAAUAGUAACACCAGUCAAGUCACCAGUUCCUGAGCCUUCACUACCAAAACAAACACGCAGGGGCAAGCGUGCUGCUAAAGCAAUAGUGACCCCAGUCAAGUCACCAGUUCCCGAGCCUUCACCUCCAAAACAGACAGGCAGGGGCAAGCGUGCUGCUAAAGCUGCAGUGAAGCCAGCCAAAUCACCAGUUCCUGAGCCUUCAACUCCAAAGCAGACAGGCAGGAGAAUGCGUGCUGCUAAAGCAAUAGUAAAGUCUGCCAGCUCACCACUUCCUGAGCCUUCACCUCCAAAACAGACGGGCAGGGGCAAGCGUGCUGCUAAAGCAAUAGUAAACCCAGCCAAGUCACCAGUUCCCGAGCCUUCACCUCCAAAACAGACAGGCAGGGGCAAGCGUGCUGCUAAAGCAAUAGUAAACCCAGCCAAGUCACCAGUUUCUGAAAAAUCGAAUCCAAAACAGACAGGCAAGUCCAGACGUGUGAAUACAGCACUUAUUUCUCCAGUUGCUAAACCCAAGCGAGGCAAAGCUGUAUCGUUUGAAGCCAGUCCUUUGAAAUCGUCUCCUGCCCUCUCCAGUAGGCGUCGUAGGGCAAAAGGCGCAUUGACAGACGCAAUAGAGCAAUCUGUUACAGUUGUGGAAAAAGGUUUAGGCAAGAGAAAGGCUGUUGACCAUGCACCAGCAGAUCUUGUUAAGGUUCCAAGAUCCCGGAAAGGAUCCAAGACUGCUACUAAGGGGAGUGAAAGUACAGAGGUAGGAGAGAAACUGACACUGCCAUCACCAGUGAAACAGGAACCAGAGCCCAGAGAAAUGUCUUCUCCACCUGCCAAGAGGAGCAAAAAAGGUGCAAUUGAGACAUCUAAAAGUGCCAAUCUGCAGGCAUCAAAGCGCAGAGGUAAAGCAGGCAAAACAACUGACGUGUUACAAUCGGCAGAAAAGGCCAUCUCUACUGCAGCGAAGAAAUCUGCUCGUGGGCAACGUAAGCCUACUUCUAUAAAGGCGACAAAAGCCACGACAGUUUCACCAAAAGCAAGAAAAGGAAACACCAAGCUGACAACAACCUCUCCAGCGAAGUCGCCCGUCACUCGGAGAAUGACACGAGCACGCAAAUAAAGGAAGUGAGCCGGUUUUUUACAUGGUGACUUCCAGUGGCUGUGCGAUACAUUUCUGUCCUUGAUAGAAAACGUGCAGUCUUGUAAUUUUCUUUUUUUAUUGUAUUCUGUGUCUGGCAUAGAUAGUAGAAUAAGUACUGUGAGCUACAUUCUUGUAUAUUAGCAUCAUAGAUUUUUAUGUUGUCAGAAUUGCUAUUCUUAGACAAAAUCCAUUUUACUAGACAUAGUAUAAAAUAGGGAAGUGAAAUUCAUUUAUUUUUAAGUGCUAUAAAAAUGUUUAUUGUGUUAACCAGCAAUGUGUAUUUUAAUACUCUCCUUUAACGCAUAUUUCAAUACCAAUCAUUCCUCGCAGGAUUUAUAUUUUUACAAAUUUGUACAUGUAUAUAUUUCAUAUGUAUUACCUGCAAUGUGAAUUUUGUAUGCACAUCGAACACUCCAUUCAUUUGAAUGCAGCCAUGUUAAAUGAUAAGAAAAGAUCUUUUCUGGAAUUCACAUCUGUUUUCCUAGUAGUAGUAGUUUUUCUAGAACACAACAUGAAAUUUGGGUUCAUAAUAAUUUUAGUGUACAUUAUAGUUUUUAGUAGUUAAUAUUGUUGAAAUUACUGACCCCUUCUUGGUAUUUGUGGCUGCAUUAGGCCAAAACAAAAUAUAUGUGUGGUUACCGUUACAUGCCGGAAAAAAAUAGGGUAGAUAGGUAGGGAAAACA